CUGCUGGCGGUGUUCGUUGCGAGUGAUCGUCAUGCGGCGGCCAUGUGUUCGACUGUGUUUAUGGUGAUACCCAUGGUGUGGGGCCUACUCCUGCUCCCAAGGAUUACUUUAGCUUCGACAUCCCAGUCAAGAGCUCCCAGAAUUACAGAGCAUCCAAGAGAUUUGCUGGUUAAAAAACAACAGCCUGCUAAACUCAACUGUAAAGCGGACGGAGAACCGACCCCGGUAAUUGAAUGGUAUCACAAUGGAAAACUGGUAGAAGGGACUUCCAAUCGGAUUGUCUUACCAAACGGUGGAUCUCUCUUUUUCUUCAUGUCUUACACGGGAAGAGGGACCAGGACACAGGGACUUACUGGUGCGUCGCGCGAAAUAACCUGGGUGAAGCAAGAAGUCAUAACGCGACGCUCGAGGUUGCAACCAUUAACAGAUGAAUAAGAGCUGAGUG
Limulus polyphemus (Atlantic horseshoe crab) is the source of this 445-nucleotide messenger RNA. Its product is annotated as roundabout homolog 2-like. NCBI's taxonomy places the organism in Eukaryota, Metazoa, Arthropoda, Merostomata, Xiphosura, Limulidae. Bases 43 to 435 code for a protein of 130 amino acids. The transcript is spliced from 3 exons. The record is from RefSeq and is a predicted model, not a curated record. Gene Ontology annotation, molecular function: axon guidance receptor activity. Gene Ontology annotation, biological process: homophilic cell-cell adhesion; synapse organization. Gene Ontology annotation, cellular component: plasma membrane; neuronal cell body; axon.